Molecule: messenger RNA, 1139 nt
Organism: Chenopodium quinoa (quinoa)
Lineage: Eukaryota; Viridiplantae; Streptophyta; Magnoliopsida; Caryophyllales; Amaranthaceae
Exons: 4
Coding region: 470-958 (162 amino acids)
Source: RefSeq, a predicted model, not a curated record
AUUUUUAUUUUUAUUUUUUGGGAAUGUAUGAACACAAUGUUAAGGUACUAUGGUAUUAUUUUAUUAUUGAAACAAAAACUUAGAAAACUCUAGCAAGCAAUAGCUUGACUUUAUUUUAAAAUCAAAAAACUUUGGAAUGUAAGGUUGACCACGAAUUCAAUACAAAAAAUACAAAUGAUAAACCUUCUAAACCAAGCAUAAGAAAGAGUAAGAAUAUACAUACAAGCACAACAAAAUCAUUAGAAAUAUAUAAAGAGAAUCAAGUUGCCUUCAUUUUGAGGAAAUGCACUAUACUAAUCCCAACCCACAAGUCUUUUCAUAGUAUAUCUUAUUGUUCUUUUAAGCUUAUCUAUGCAACGUAUGUUUGCGUCAAAUUCUUGCAUUAAUUUCGUUUAUUGCAACUCAUAUUCAAACUAACAUUACAAGAAAAGAGGGAGCUCAAGAAAAAAGGAAGAUCAAAUUUGAAGAUAUGGGUCAAUCGCUGUUGAAACUAACUCCUGGAAAUGAGGUGACAAAGUCCAAGUUGGAUGAAAUAGCAGGAAAAUGUUACGAGGACUUCUCAAACAUGUUAAACAAUAAGGACUUGACGGAACCCGAACUAUUUUGUGAGUUCUACAGAGCAGUUUGUGAAACAGUAGAAGAGAUCAAUAGCAGUGUUGGCAACACCCAAUUUCGAUUACCAAAGGAAGAAGUUCUUAGGAAAGCAUUUGAAACACACCACAAAGGCAAAGAAAGAUUGUCCGAACAAGAGUUCCAAAAGAUUCUUCAAGAUGCAAUAAUGGAAACAGGAUUUACGGGCAUUGGAGCAAAGGAUGUUAUACUUUACAUCUUUGGAGUUCCUGCAACUACAUUUCUCAUCAAAAAAGGAGUUUUUCCUAGAGCAAUUCCUGACGGUUUUUUCAUCCCUGCUGUUACCUCUGCCACUGUAUUUGCUCUUUCCAAAUUUAACAAGAUAUGAUAUAAUCAUCGAGUAAUCAUGUACUCCGUAGUAAAUGAUGUAACGCGUGUUUGAUUAUACAAAUGUUUUCUAGAAAUUUGUUGUAACAUGAGGCUCAUAAUGUACAUUGUUUUGGGUGUAAUGAAAUAUCACAAGCAAACCUAUGCAAUAUACAUGCAUACAUGCCUUAAUAAAUAUGUCA